AUGCGUGGUGCAAAAAUAUUCAGUAUUUUGGACCUUAAGUCGGGAUACUGGCAAGUACCACUUAACCAAAACGCUCAAAAAUACACCGCAUUCCGAAAGCRUCGARGUCUGUAUCAAUUCCGAGUCCUCCCAUUUGGCCUCAAGAACAGCCCCAUGACCUUUGUACGUUUAAUGGACGAAGUAUUGAGGGGGUACCUAGAUGAGUUCGUCCGCGUAUAUCUAGACGAUAUAGUGGUGUUUUCAAACACUACGGACGAACACCAGUGCCACUUGGACAAAGUUCUGGAACGUCUACAGCGACACGGGCUGACGUGCAACACCGAAAAAUGUAGUUUUGGAUCUACCGAAAUCUCAUUUCUCGGACACCUCUGA
Messenger RNA from Diuraphis noxia (Russian wheat aphid), 372 nucleotides. Its product is annotated as RNA-directed DNA polymerase homolog. The record is from RefSeq and is a predicted model, not a curated record. Lineage: Eukaryota; Metazoa; Arthropoda; Insecta; Hemiptera; Aphididae.